GGGAGCAGCCGGGGCUGGCGGCGAGCCCAGCCCGGCUUCCCCGCCUCUAUAUAAACACACAUUGACUUUCUGUUACCCGAACUCACAUCGCGAGGGGCUAUACCGAGGCAGCCCUGCCUCCUCUUUACAGGAGUCUUGUGAAAAGUCUGGGGCUAACAAAUAACCGGCGUAUAUAUAUAUAUAUAUAUAUAUUUAUAUAUAUAUUUAUGGAGAUAUAUUUAUGUGGAGGGAGAUAGAGAUAUAAACCGAUCUGUCUCGCUCCGUGUGUAUAGAUACAUAUAUAGAGCUAUUUAAUUCUUCCAUCUCUCCAGGUCUUUGCUGACUUAUUUUAAGAUUUUUUUUUUAGUAUUUUUAAAAAUCUCGCUCCUUUUUUUUUUUUUUUCUUUCAUUUUUUUUUCUCCUUCUGGUGUGUGUGGCUUGCCUUGAAAGCGAGCGAGAGCCAGAGCAUCUGCAUUUGGACUUUUUGGGGGUCUUUUUUUUUUUCAUUCCGGGGUUUUCCUUUUUAUUUUUUUUUUCUCGCGUUUUUGGCUACUCAGGGCCCCCACGCCCCUCUUUUGGGGGCUCUCCUGUUGCUUUUUUCUUUUUUCCUCUCUUUUAGUGUUGUUGGUGUGUUUUUCUUUUUUUUUUUUCUUUCUUUAUUUUUUUUUUUUUCGCCUGUGUCACUCUGUCAAGUUUAUUCCAAACAAGAACAAAGUUUUCAGAGAGGGACAGAGGAGAAACUGCUUUUUUGCCCCUUUUCAAUUUUUCCUUGCCCCCUUUUUUUUUUUUUUUCCCCCUCCUUUUUUCCUGCUGUUUUUCUAACCUGCCGGCGGAGAGGGGGGCGAGCGCGGCCCCCCCGCCCCAGGACCCCCCAGGCAGGGUCAGUGUGCGCUCCGCAAUCGCCCUCUUUUCGUGCGUGCGUGUGUGUGGGUGCGAGUGUGGUGCCUGUCAAGGGGCUGUUUCUCUCCCCACCCUCCUCCUCCUCCUUCUUCCAAAUAUGCUUUUUGAAAGUUUUGAUCUCGUCUCGGCACUGGCUACCCUCGCGGCGUGCUUGGUGUCACUGACUUUGCUGCUGGCCGUGUCCCAACAGCUGUGGCAGCUCCGCUGGGCUGCCACCCGCGACAAAACCUGCAAGCUACCAAUCCCUAAAGGCUCUAUGGGAUUCCCUUUAAUCGGAGAAACCUUCCACUGGCUCCUGCAGGGCUCCUGCUUCCAGUCUUCGCGGCGGGAGAAGUACGGGAACGUGUUCAAGACGCACUUGCUGGGGCGGCCGCUGGUGCGGGUGACGGGCGCGGAGAACGUGCGGAAGAUCCUGAUGGGGGAGCACCACCUGGUGAGCACCGAGUGGCCGCGCAGCACCCGCAUGCUGCUGGGGCCCAACACCGUGGCCAACUCCAUCGGCGACAUCCACCGGCACAAGAGGAAGGUUUUCUCCAAAAUCUUCAGCCACGAGGCCCUGGAGAGCUAUCUGCCCAAGAUCCAGCUGGUGAUCAAAGACACCCUCCGGGCCUGGAGCAGCAACCCCGAGUCCAUCAACGUCUACCACGAGACCCAGAAGCUCACCUUCCGCAUGGCCAUCCGCGUCCUGCUGGGCUUCCGCAUCCCCGACGAGGAGCUCAGCCGCCUCUUCGAGGUCUACCAGCAGUUUGUGGAGAACGUCUUCUCCUUGCCCAUGGACCUGCCCUUCAGUGGCUACAGGAGGGGCAUCCGGGCACGUGAGACGCUGCAGAAAGGGCUGGAGAAAGCCAUCCAGGAGAAACUGCAGAACACACAAGGCAAGGACUAUGCUGACGCACUGGACAUCCUGAUAGAGAGCGGCAAAGAGCACGGCAAGGAGCUCACCAUGCAGGAGCUGAAGGACGGCACCCUGGAGCUCAUCUUCGCCGCCUACGCCACCACCGCCAGCGCCAGCACCUCUCUGAUCAUGCAGCUCCUCAAACACCCGCGGGUGCUGGAGAAGCUGCGGGAGGAGCUGCGCAGCAAGGGCAUCCUCCACAACGGCUGCAUCUGCGAGGGCUCCCUGCGGCUCGACAACAUCAACGGCCUGCACUACCUGGACUGCGUCAUCAAGGAGGUGCUUCGCCUCUUCACCCCCAUUUCGGGGGGGUACCGGACGGUGCUGCAAACCUUCGAGCUGGAUGGUUUCCAAAUCCCCAAGGGCUGGAGCGUCAUGUACAGCAUCCGGGACACCCACGACACCGCCCCCGUCUUCAAGGAUGUGGACGUCUUCGACCCCGACCGCUUCGGGCAGGGCCGCAGCGAAGACAAGGAGGGCAGGUUCCACUACCUCCCCUUCGGAGGGGGCGUACGGACCUGUCUGGGGAAGCACCUGGCCAAGCUCUUCCUCAAGGCGCUGGCCAUCGAGCUGGCCAGCACCAGCCGCUUCGAGCUCGCCACCAGGACUUUCCCCAAAAUCACCCUGGUGCCCGUGGUCCACCCAGUCGACGGACUCAAGGUCAAAUUCUUUGGACUGGAUUCCAACCAGAACGAGAUCCUGACGGGGACAGACGCUAUGCUGGGGGCCACGGUGUAGAGCCCGCAAGGGACGGGCGGCUGGGGACAGAGGGGUGGGGUGGGGACACGGGGACGAACAGGAGGGGAGGGGAGAGGACCGAGAAGCUUCUCCACGACGCUCGCUUCGCGGAGACUCCGGGUCGGGACUGCUUUCUCCACCGGUGAAGCUGCCAAAACCGUUCUGCUCCGGGCGUGGAGAAGGUUGGGGUGGCUUCGUGCCUCUCACUUCCUUCGAAAAGAGGGAGAGUCGCAAAUCCUGAGUAGAACUGGGACUGUCUGACCAUACACAGUAUCUAAAUAUUAUAAAUAUAUAUAUAUAAAUAUCUAUAAAACACUUCUGCUGCGAGGAGGAGCGCUGCAAAGCCCCGACUGCGGGAAAGGCUUUGGAAAUCAGCUGGCAACCAGAGGUCUGGUAGCCCAGGGCGGCUCUUGGGUGGCCGCUGGGCUUUUUUUUAACAGUGUUAAAUUAGCUGGUGAUAACAGUGUUUUUUGUUUUUGUUUUUGUUUGUUUGUUCAGUUGUGUUUUUUGUUUUGGGGCUUUGGGGACUUCCCUGGGUGAGGGGCAGAUGAGUGAUGCCCAUUCCCACCCCAUCCCCUGGGUAGGUUGGGGGGGUGCUGCCGUUUCGCCUCUGCUGCGGGACCGAAAAACCCUGUGGUGCCUUGUCUGGGACCGAGAAGACGGCGAGCUGUCUCUCCAAGGCCUUGGACAAGUGCGUUUUUGCAUUUUGCAAAAUGGGCUCUGGGGUGUGGGGGGGGCUUCUGUUUUUUCUCAUUGAGUUUCCUGCUGCUGCUACACAGCCUGUGGGCACCCGUCCCGUUCCCCCCCCCCCCUUGCCUUCUCCACGCAGAGGCACCCAUUUGGGGGCAUUUUGGUGCCUUUGCUCUCCCUCAGGGUGCAGGCACUGGCCUUCAAAGCGUGCGGCUCCCCAGACCUGCGAGCAGCAGGGCACCCAGCAAAGCUGCCCUGCUCAGAGCUGCUCCUUUCAGGUGCGCCCUCUUACACGGGAGGCAUUUGCAUUAAAGGUGAUCUCUA
Molecule: messenger RNA, 3526 nt
Organism: Cygnus olor (mute swan)
Lineage: Eukaryota; Metazoa; Chordata; Aves; Anseriformes; Anatidae
Product: cytochrome P450 26B1
Exons: 6
Coding region: 977-2512 (511 amino acids)
Biological process (GO): sterol metabolic process
Molecular function (GO): heme binding; oxidoreductase activity, acting on paired donors, with incorporation or reduction of molecular oxygen; monooxygenase activity
Source: RefSeq, a predicted model, not a curated record